GUCCACGAGAGUAGCUUCACAAAUGUAAAUAUUGAGCGAACAGAAGAUACGUCCUCGCGUUUUUCUUAUUUUAGCUAAUACAAUCAUGCCACGCAAAAAGCAUUUUAGUAUCAAGCAGAAAAAGAAGCAGCUCCAGGUGAAACGCGAAAAAAGGCGAGGAGAAACAGGUUCAAGUCACAGUAGCCGUAAUGCCAGCGUAGAGAGAGGACUUGGCCGAGACAGACAGUCGGAUACAUCAGACAGCGAGACGACGGAUAUUAGGAGGAUCAACCAUCAGCCUGGCACCCGAGACGGUAGAUAUGACCCCAACAGAUUCCGUCUGCACUAUGAGAAGGAGAGCAAAGAGGAGGUCGAGAGGAGGAAGAAAAUAGCGAUGGAGAAAAUCCUCAAGCCAGUGGCAGAAAAGGAGCUAGAGAUGGAUAUAAACCAUUUCUACCCAGAAGACAAAGGCCUGAAUUUCCCUCGGCGGCCCUCAUGGAAUUAUGGUAUGCGGAGAGAGGAGCUACUGUGGAAAGAAGAGAAGUCAUUUCAGGAGUAUCUGGAGGCUCUUCAUUCUAAGAACCCCGCUGGUACCCUCAGCCACUUUGAGCACAAUUUGGAGACAUGGAGGCAGCUGUGGAGAGUAAUGGAGAUGUCUGAUGUAAUUCUGUUCAUUGUGGAUAUCAGACACCCAGUGCUGCAGUUCUCUCCUGCUAUGUAUCACUACAUCACUGUUGAAUUAAAGAAGCACAUCAUCCUGGUACUCAAUAAGAUUGACUUGUGUCCGGCACCUCUGGUGUUGGCAUGGAAACACUACCUGACGAAACAGUUCCCCUACCUGCACUGUGUCUGCUUCACCUCGCACCCAGGACAACCCUACAGCACUGUUCUACAGAAGAGGAGGAUGAGGAAAAAGACAGGAUAUGACCUGGCAGGAGGACCAAUUCACAUCAUGAGGGCAUGUCAGGAGAUCACAGCAGGAAGAGUGGAUUUGAGUAGCUGGGAAAAGAAGAUCCAGAGGGAUGCUGUUGCUGUGGGAACAAACGAGGAUCGGCCUGAUGAUGAAUUGGAAUCUGUGUUGGUGGAGCAUCAUAGUGAUGUUGCCAUGGAAAUGAACAGCCCCACGCAAGAACUUUAUAAAGACGGGGUACUAACAAUAGGCUGCAUAGGUUUUCCUAAUGUAGGCAAAUCUUCAGUACUGAAUAGUCUGGUUGGCAGGAAGGUUGUGAGUGUGUGUCGGACACCUGGCCACACAAAAUAUUUCCAAACAUACUACCUCACUCCCACUGUUAAACUGUGUGACUGCCCUGGGCUUGUCUUGCCCUCCCAAGUGAACAAGCAACUACAGAUCCUGGCUGGUAUAUAUCCUGUGUCUCAGCUGCAGGAGCCUUACAGUUCAGUAGGGUACUUGUGUGAACGGACCAACUUCCUCUCUGUAUUAAAGCUGAGACAUCCUGACCAGAGCCCAGGAACACACCAUGAGCCCAAAACACAGGACUGGACGGCAUGGGAUGUGUGUGAAGCCUGGGCUGAGAGGAGAGGGUAUAAGACUGCUAAGGCAGCCCGUAACGAUGUCUAUCGAGCAGCCAACAGUCUCCUGCGGUUAGCCAUUGAUGGACGACACUGUCUAUGUCUGCAGCCACCGGGAUACACUCAGAGCAAAGAUGACUGGGAGUCACACCCUGACCUGUCUGAGAUCAUCGCUCUACAAGGAACAACGGAAGAAGAGGAGGAGUGUGGUGAGAGGGAAGACGAGGAGGGUGAAUCCAGCUCAGAGCUGGAGGAGGAGCAUGAUCGAGAUGCAGAUGAUGAUGAGGACGCUGAUGGAGAUGAUGAAGAUGAUACUGUGAAAGCUGACAGGAAGGGCCUCACUAUCAACAUGUUCAGUGUGCUAGGAGAGAAAAAAUGUGUGUGAGGAUGGGUUCUGUCAUUCCCCCCUCAUACAUUCCUGUUGUCAUUAUCAUUCAGAAUUGCCGCUGAUCACUGACUAGCAGUAUCUUUUCUUUAUACCCCUCUUAUUUCAGUCUGCGAUGUGUCAGUCAAGUGACUGUAUAAUGUUUUGAUUUUAAAUGCUACACAUUUAUUUCUUGAUUGACACUCCUAUUGCACUUAUACAGCAACACAACAUGUCCCCCAUCUUUGCAUAACAAUGCCUGUUUUUGCUGCAGUAUAAAGCAAAACAAGUUUUUUUCCAGCAUCCCUGUGCCUCUAGCCUCUCUGUUUUUCAGCUGAGCAUUAUUAUCAGAAUGCUUUGAAAACAUUUUUUCUCUCCUGCAUGCAGCCAAUUUUUCUUUCUGAGAGGGCAGAGGGAUUGUCCGUUCAACCAGUGAUUGUACAAUCAGUGUAACUAAGCAGGCAUUGAUUCAAUACAAUCACUUAUUUAUAAUAAAUCUGAUUUAUUAUAUGGCAGUAAAGCAGCCAGACACAGACUAUUGAAUACAGAGGGAAUUAUUGAGAUCGAAAAGAAGUUAUGGACAUUUAUAGCACUUUACAAGCAAAAGAUAUCCAGCACUCUUUUGCUAUUGAAAACUUUAAUUUCUGAGAUGAUGCAGUGGCCCCCAAAAAUAUUUGGACACUUAAGGCACACUUAAGGUCAAUGGACUAGAUACAAAAUAUCAAACCAAGUGGCAUCUGUAAGCAAAUGAUGCUCUAGCUUUUCUCAGAUUUAACUUUUUUGUAUGUGUGAAGCCAGCUCUAUUUAAGUUUACACAGAUGUUCUUCCUAAGUAUCACCAGGUGUAGUACAUCACAUUUACUAUGGACAUGUUCCACAAAGUUUCACAACCAGAAAGUGUACAAAUACUCGGUCUUAAUUUAAUUUGAAACCUAACAAACUUAUUUUUGUUAAAUGUUUUGCUUGAAGAGUAUCCUUUUGCAUUAUUUAUUUAAAAUAAAUGCCACUUGGUUUGAUUUUGGUUUUGUUAUAUGAUGGCAUUCAUACAGUAAGUGCUACUGUAAUUACUAUGUGGGUAAUGAAGUGAGGUUGUCAUUCAGGGUUGCAGUGGGAGUGAUUUUGUGCCACAAAAUGUUCUAGACUAUGCAAAGUUUAUAGAGAUAUCAGAAAGCCUUUUAUGUUUGUUUUAUUUAUGAGACCGAAGAGAUUGU
Messenger RNA from Xyrauchen texanus (razorback sucker), 3083 nucleotides. Its product is annotated as guanine nucleotide-binding protein-like 1. NCBI's taxonomy places the organism in Eukaryota, Metazoa, Chordata, Actinopteri, Cypriniformes, Catostomidae. The coding region runs from base 86 to 1894 and encodes 602 amino acids. The transcript has 12 exons. The record is from RefSeq and is a predicted model, not a curated record. Gene Ontology annotation, molecular function: GTP binding; GTPase activity.